UCGAACCAACGGGCCUGAUUGACAUUACUCGAUCCAUGACAAUUACAUCAAUUACAAGAACUCUAGCCAAACAAACUGUGAUCAAUUACAUGAAAUUACCCGACCCAUCAAAGUUGUAGCCGCUAUUUGCCUAUUCUGUAUUUCUGUUUGUGCUAAAGUUCUUCCGAUUUCUGUAAUUCUCUGUUUCUGACAGCCGCAGCAACUCUCUCUUUCUAUGCUCACCGCCUCACCUUGCGAUUUACUGAUUUAGCUUCCCAAAUCCCAAAUCUUCAGCCUCAAAAAAAUGAAGCGGAGAAGACCCGAGGGAGCUUCACCUUCUCAGCCGCUGGUUGAUUCUGAAAAUGUAGUCCUCAACUUGAUCAAAAGUAAAAAGAACCUCGGAAUUUGGUUAGCCGACAUCAAGAAAGAGGCGAAGCUUCAACCAGCCGUCGUCGAUAAAUCCCUGGCUUCGCUCGUGAAAAAGAACCUUAUAAAACAGGUAAAAAACAUACAAAACAAAGCGAGGAAGCACUACAUGGCAGUGGAGUUUGAGCCCUCAGAAGAGCUCACCGGUGGCGCCUGGUACACCGAGGGGAAUCUCGACAAAGAACUCAUCAAUAUUCUCAAGGAGACGUGCCUCAAGGUCAUCAACAAACUGCACGUUACCACUGCAGACGGGAUUUUCGAUUUCCUCAAGGAUAGGAAAGCGAUCAACUGCACACUCGGACAAAUUUCAGAAAUCUUGCGGUCUAUGGUUUUGGACAACUCGGUUAUAGAGGUAAAGAGCAGCGGAUUGGGAGAGUACCAUUCGAUCCCAGUUGGAGCAACUUGUUAUAGAAUCAUCGCUAGCGCAGGCACCGGGGCAGAUAAAAAAAUGGGUAGUGCAAUGGCUUCAAUUCCUUGUGGUGUUUGCCCAAGGAUUAGUGAGUGUACACCUGAUGGAAUCAUAUCCCCUAAAGCAUGCAUUUACUUCUCUAAAUGGUUGGAAUUCUAGUCUGUUAUGUAAUUGUAUUGUCCAUUAACUUAUACUUCAACCUAAUUAAUGGUCUGCAUCAUAUUCUUUAUUUCUGGCUCCUAUCAGAUGGUGCUUCUUUUACCAGGAAA
Molecule: messenger RNA, 1083 nt
Organism: Ipomoea triloba (trilobed morning glory)
Lineage: Eukaryota; Viridiplantae; Streptophyta; Magnoliopsida; Solanales; Convolvulaceae
Product: DNA-directed RNA polymerase III subunit RPC6-like
Exons: 2
Coding region: 284-973 (229 amino acids)
Biological process (GO): transcription by RNA polymerase III
Cellular component (GO): RNA polymerase III complex
Source: RefSeq, a predicted model, not a curated record